Mollisia scopiformis is the source of this 2071-nucleotide messenger RNA. RefSeq names its product putative cystathionine beta-synthase. NCBI's taxonomy places the organism in Eukaryota, Fungi, Ascomycota, Leotiomycetes, Helotiales, Mollisiaceae. Bases 242 to 1855 code for a protein of 537 amino acids. The record is from RefSeq and is a predicted model, not a curated record. The transcript is spliced from 2 exons. Gene Ontology annotation, cellular component: cytoplasm. Gene Ontology annotation, molecular function: cysteine synthase activity; cystathionine beta-synthase activity.
CCACCAUUGACUACAGUAUCAUAAUCGCUUUUUUAACAGCAGCAAUAAUACAUGGACGCCUCCAUCCACCUGCCAUGUCUUAUCAUCACGUGUUGCUUUCGGCUAGCAUCGGACCUGAAAGAUUGCUGAUAACUCGCGCAAUUCCGCCACAAAAUACGAUACUUUUUGUACAGACCCCUCGCUCGUUCAUUCGAGAAGACUUUCUUCAAGAAGUUUCACUCUCUUGCAACUCAAAAUCAAGAUGUCAACCAUUAGCAAACCAGCGGUCUUCCCAGCCAUGGCACAAUCGGCCACCGAGUUGAUUGGCAAUACCCCUCUUGUUCGUCUCAACAAGAUUCCACAAAGCCUUGGGAUUGAAGCCGAAAUUUAUGCCAAAGUUGAACUUUUCAAUGCAGGUGGAAGCGUCAAAGACCGCAUUGCCCUACGAAUGAUUGAAGAGGCUGAGAAAUCUGGGAGGAUAAAGCCAGGAGAUACACUUAUUGAGCCAACAAGUGGAAAUACCGGCAUCGGUUUGGCAUUAGUUGGUGCAAUCAAAGGAUAUAAGACAAUUAUAACUCUGCCGGAGAAGAUGUCGCCUGAGAAAGUUGCUGUACUCCGAGCACUUGGUGCAACGAUUAUUCGAACACCUACCCAAGCCGCUUUCGAUUCACCAGAAUCUCACAUUGGUGUUGCUAAGCGUCUACAAAAGGAGAUCCCAAAUUCGCAUAUUCUGGAUCAAUAUGCAAAUAAAGAUAAUCCAUUGGCUCACGAGUACGGAACUGCGGAGGAGAUCUGGAAGCAGACUGGAGGAAAGAUCAAGGCUAUUGUGGCAGGUGCUGGUACUGGAGGAACAAUUACUGGUCUAGCGAGAGGAUUGAAGAAGCACAAUCAAGAUGUCAAGGUCAUUGCGGCCGAUCCAUUUGGAUCUAUCCUCGCUUUGCCAGAAGCCCUCAACCAAGAGCAUGCCAAUGAGGCCUACAAAGUGGAAGGUAUUGGCUAUGAUUUUAUUCCUGACGUUCUGGACCGAGAGAUUGUGGAUGUGUGGUACAAGACGGACGACCGAGAAUCAUUCGCCUAUGCCAGACGUUUGAUUGCCGAAGAGGGAAUACUGGUUGGUGGCAGCAGCGGCAGUGCUAUUGCAGCGAUGGUGAAAGGCGUGAAGGAGCUUGGUCUUGGAAAGGGUGAUAUUGUGGUUGUGGUCUUACCAGACAGCAUCCGAAGUUAUUUGAGUAAAUUUGCCGACGACGACUGGUUGGCAGCAAACGAUUUACUUCCGCCUACUCCACCAACGACCUCUCCACCAUCUCCAAUUCUCACUGCAGCUUCGGCAAAGAAGGAUCCAUAUCACGGCGCCACUAUCCGUUCUCUUAGAUUGAAACCCGUCACCACCGUCCUUGCAGACACACCAUGCUCAGAAGCAAUUGAAACUAUGCGAGAGAAAGGUUUCGAUCAACUCCCAGUCCUCAAGCCAACUGGUGGAAAGCUCGUCGGUCUCGUCACUUUGGGUAAUCUUCUCAGCUGGAUCAGCCGUGGCCGAGCAACUGGCAAGACUCCUGUUUCAGAGGUCAUGUUCGACUUCUCUUCUAUCCCGGAAGUCGUCACCGACCCCAAAGACAUCAGUAAGCUUACGGAAGCACCAAAAAGCAAUGGUCUCGCAAAUGGCUCUGAAGGCAAGGUUCAGAAGACUCCUAAGAGAAAAUUUGUCCAGAUUACAUUGGACACUCCUCUCUCGGCACUCAGCAAGUUCUUUGAAUGGAACAGUGCUGCUAUUGUCACGGAGAAGGGAGGCAUUGAGAGCGAUGGUUUUUCGAAGCCAGUAGCUGUUGUCACGAAGGUUGAUUUGUUGUCAUGGAUGGUCAAGCAGACCAAGAUAUAGACAUUGGAUAGAUGAGAUGCAUUAUGAGUUCACGAAAAUUUGGGCGCGGAGUUCUGGUUGUGGGUAGAUUCAACAACUACGUUGGUUUGGCUUGGAGUUGGUGGGAUAAAGUAGAGUGUGCAAGCACGAGCAUAGCAAGUGACGCCUGGUUUUUAGAUCAUCCUAGACAGUACAGGAUCGGAAUUAGAGAUUUUAAUGCAAAUCCUUUGAACUCAG